AUGGAUACUACUUCAACUGAUUUAGGAGAUGAUCCAAAUCAGAAGCUCAUACAUUAAAAUUACAAUUAUUCAGUGAUUGGUAUUGGAAAUUCAAUUAAAGACGAUGAUACUUCAAAUAGUGGAAUUAGUAUUAGUGGGAAAUCCCAGCCAAUCGAAUGGACAACAGAUAUUCCACAAUAGGCUCCAACUUAAGAUGUAAAUAUAUAAAGAGAUGGGCUAACUGCAACGUCAAUAUGGGGAUAUGCCGUAGGUCAUUUUGAUAAUGAUUUAGUUGCAGGUCUUGGUUUUACCUAUCAGCUCUAUUAUCUUCAGGAAAUCGUUAAAUUGAGUCAAGUCAAUUCUGGAUUUACUAUUCUUUCUGGACAAAUUACUGAUGGCCUGACGACACCACUUAUAGGAAUGGCAAGUGACUCUUGUAAUACAAGAAUUGGAAAAAGAGCUCCGUGGUAUAUUGUUGGAACAUUUUUAGUUAUACCUAGCUUUAUUGGAAUCUUUGUUUAUCCACCUUUGGAAGGUGAUGCAUAAAUUGCUUACUAUAUUAUUCUACCUGCUGUUUUGAAUGUUGGAUGGGCUUUCGUUUAGAUAUCUAAUAUGUCGGUAGUAAACUCUCUUUCAGCUUCAACUCAAAGAAGGGAUCGAUUGAUAUCACUCAGAAAUGGAUUCUCCUAUCUUGCGAAUACACUAGUUCUAGUCUCAGCACUGAUAGUAUUCUCAACAGUCAAAGAUCAGAUUCUUUAAUUUAGAAUUUUGUGCUUGAUGUUAGGAGGUCUUGGAUUCUGUACGAGUCUUUAUUAUGUUCUUGCUGUAAGAGAACCAUUUCUCACAGCAGAAGCUAAAAGAUUACAAAAAUAGUACUUAUAGUAUACUAAAACUGGGGAACUAAAAGAAACAAGAGAAUUAGAAGAAGAGGAGGAAGAGAUUGAUAGAAAUCCUAGAACAUCAAGCAUGAGUCAAAAGAUCACUGUUUGGUACUAAUGGCUAUCAGAGGGUCAAUUUUAUAUCUAUGGAAUGGCUUAUAUGCUUGUCAGAGUGGCUGUAAAUGUUACAAUGUCAGUACAGCCCUUUUAUCUGAUCAAUGUGACCGGUUUCAUAAAAACAGAAGAAAAUCCCACUCCCUUGCAACUUGCCUUGGUACCAUUGAUUUCCUUUAUCACUUAGUCAAUCUUCUCACUCUUCUUUUACAAGAAAAUGAUGGAAAGAUUCCAAAACAGACAAGCUGUUCUCUUAGCUUCAGUAAUUGUCCUUGCUCUUGGAUCCAUACCACUUAUUAUUUUAGAUGAUGACGAAAAUGUUAGAUGGCUAGUUUACUUACUCUCACCAAUCUAAGGUCUUGGUCUAGCUAUUUGCCUGAAUACAGCUACUAGUUUGAUUUCUGAUGUUAUUGGUAAAUCAGAGUCUAAUUCAGCCUUCGUCUAUGGAGCUUAUGGAUUUUUUGAUAAAGUGGCAAAUGGUGUCGGAAUCUUUUUCAUAACUGCUUAUCUCAACAAAGACCCAACAGCACUUAGAUUUAUUGUUGGAUUAACUCCCCCUUUGUGUGGUCUAUUUGCUUAUCUAGCCUGUAUGGUUGGACAUAGAAAGUAUGCAAACAGACUUGCCGCUCUUUCUAUGCAUAAUGUCAAGAGAAAGAAGUCUAAAUCCAUUAAUAAAAAAUGA
Molecule: messenger RNA, 1653 nt
Organism: Stylonychia lemnae
Lineage: Eukaryota; Ciliophora; Spirotrichea; Sporadotrichida; Oxytrichidae
Source: the annotation of a GenBank genome assembly